This is a messenger RNA of Monopterus albus (swamp eel), 6485 nucleotides long. RefSeq names its product URB2 ribosome biogenesis homolog (gene urb2). The transcript has 12 exons. Lineage: Eukaryota; Metazoa; Chordata; Actinopteri; Synbranchiformes; Synbranchidae. Bases 800 to 5818 code for a protein of 1672 amino acids. The record is from RefSeq and is a predicted model, not a curated record. Gene Ontology annotation, biological process: ribosome biogenesis. Gene Ontology annotation, cellular component: nucleolus.
UAAGUUCAUACGGGCGGAUAUAACUAUGAUUAAGCAAGUAGAGUAGAAGCUCAGUGACAGUUUUCUUGGGUGCAGGCCAGUGGCAGCGCAAAUAUUAACUCAAAAUUAAUGCUAGCAAGAACAUGCUAGCAAGCUAGUUGUCAUUAGCUUUAAAGCAUGAAUGUUAAAGUUGUAUGUUUUAGUCUUUUUUGAUUUUAGGGUCCAGGUUAGAAUUGGGAUUAGGUUAGGUAAAGGUUGUGGUCAGGCAUUUAGUUUUGAAUAAAAUAGGAUAGCUGUAUUUGUCAUUGGACAUUGCACAUCGACAUUUAAAAUGCAGUCCUUCUGUGCGUAAAUUAUAAAACAGAUGCAGUAGUUUUAAAAACCUAAAAGACUGUAUAAGUAAAUAUAAAUACUGAUCUGAGGGUUGGGGGAAGGGGAUAGGGAAUGCAUAAUGUCAGAGAGCGUACUCACAAAGAUAGAAGUAAAAGUGUGCGUGUGGAGCUUGUUAAGUGGAUUUUUAACUGUCCUGGGUGGGUUGGUGUUUGUUCAGGCAUCAUAAUGUAACGCGCCACCAUCAGUUAGUUCCCGUUGUUGUUGUCAGUUUAAUAGGUAUACCAAGGAAAUAAGAAAGUUAGACAAUUGCGAUUGCACUGGUUUCCAGUUAAAUAUAGCAUUGGAUUUAAGGCCUUACUUACUGUCUACAUGUCUCUCAAAGUUCUGGGCCCAAAUAUAUAAGGGCUAUGUUUGCCAAGUACAAACCUGGCGAUUCAGAGCUGCAGCGACUGGUCAGGUUUGUGCAACAAUAGCAUCAGCUGCAGCAAUGGCUGCUAUCUACUCAGGUAUCCAUCUGAAACUGAAGAGCCCUCAGACUCCAUGGGUGGACAAACUGAAGCUGGCACGUUUUGCAUGGGUCUCCUCUCAAUGCCUGCUGCCCAACAAGGAACAGGUGCUGUUAGACUGGUGUACCCACGCUCUGACGGGCUGGUACAGUCAGAAGGUGGAGUUUUCUCAUAAUGUUUUGGAAGGCCUGUGGUGUUAUAUUGAUGAGCUUCUUCACAGCCGGAAGCUCCACUCACUUCUCAAGCAGGGCAGGAGCAUCAGCCUGAGGCUCAGCUUGGCACAGCUGCUGCUUGACUGUCUCCAGGAGUGUGCAGGUGGUGGCUUGAAGUCGCCGGUGUGUGUGUCUACCAUACUGAGCGUGUGUCAGGGGGUUCUCUCGUCUCCUGUGCUCUCAUCUGUCUUCACCACCAAAUAUGAACUCAUGGUUGAUCUGCUUACCAAGCUCUGCUCACUGGCCUGUCGUGAGCUUCAGCAGCCAGUGCUCGAAGACCCUCUCAUUACUGAGUCUGUCACGUGUCAAGAUGAGGUGACAGUUGAGUGUCUUCAACUCGAACCUGCUGCCAGUGUGGACACCUUGGACACUCUCUCAGAUCAUUCGGAGUUAGAUACUGAUAAAACCUCUACUGAGCUAAAGAAAAACCAUCAUUCAUCAAAUUUGUUUGAGGUGUUGCUUCAGGUGUUGUCAUGUUAUUUGUCAGUUCAGCGACAACAAGGCAACCCUAACAGAGUCUUCACCAUGGUAACCAACCACCUGAUCCAGCCGCUAGUACUGCUUAGACACCUGCUGACCUCUGGGGAGUUUGCACAGCCUCACACACAUCUCUGUCUCCGUCAGCAACUGUGCAGAGACAUCCGUGUCAAGAUAGACUCCAUCCUUCAGUUAGCUCUCUUUCCACCUGAGCACCUGACCUCCUACAAGGAGGAGCUCCUUUCAUCCAAAGAGGAUUCUGGGAAACGUGGUCCUGGAGGGACAAAAGGCCCCUUGAAACCAGUCGCUGCCGUACUUUCCAAACUGAGUGCUGAGGGCUAUUGUGAGCUGCCUCUACACUACUCUGUGAAGUCGCACACAUUGUCUCUCUUGUUCAAACUUUUUCUGGAAAGCAAUGGAAAGGGAAGAGGAGAAAGUGAGGAAGAGCAGAGGAUGCUGCGUUUUUAUUUUCUCGUCAGAUUGGUCCUGGCUUUGGAUCUGGGUCUUGAUGGACACUCACUUUCACCUGUCAAAGUAGAGCAGCCUGCGUCUGUGUCUCCCCCACCCUCCCUCUGUUCCCCACAGAGCUGGAGCCUGGCCCUGCUGGCUGUGGAGUCCCUGCUGAGCCAGGCUCUGACAGCUGACAUUUAUAAUGUGGCAGCGGACAGGAUACGACACAGAGAGGUCCAGCUGAACUUUUACAGAGCACUGGGACAAAUGCUUUUCAACCAGGCCCAGCCAAGCAUCCCAGCAUGGUAUCGCUGUUUGAAAGUGCUGUUGAGCCUCAACCAUCUGAUUCUUGAACCAGACCUGGACCAGCUGUUAUCCUUAGCCUGGGUUAAUUCUGAUUGCAUGGAAGCACGAGUGCAACGAGCCAGACAGCGCUUGUUGUGCAGUCUCCUCCAGACAUACACUAAACUCCGUCAGCUCCCCCGCCUCUUCUCUGAGCUCCUGUCUGUGAUCUGUCAGCCAGCUUUGGACGAACUCCGACCUCCUCUGUUGUCUGAGGGGGUCUCCGCCUCCCUCAGGACUUGUCUCCUGGACACACCUCCAUCCCAGGGCUUAGAGAUCUGCUCAUUAGUGUUGGAAAGCAUGAGGAGAUAUAUUCUUCCUGACCUGGUAAAGGAAGAAAGAGAGGAAAUGGAGAUUGAUGGAGGAGAAGAUAAUAAAGGAGAAAAAGGGGGAAUUAAGGUGGACCAGGAGAGAGGAGAUGCAUCUCUGAAGCUCUUCUCUCACAGCCAGCUUCUUCAUGCAGUUUUAUUCAAUAUAAAGACUCUAGAUAAUGCAUCUCCUCUUCCUCUAGUCAGGCAGAGUCAAGGCCUGAUGAAGCAGAUGCAGCAAUUAGUCACGGAGCUGUUACAGCUGUUGUCAAGACAAAAGGAGGCUGUAAAAACAAAUACAAGUCCAGUUCAAAAGAUCCCAAAGAAGGGCAAAAAGACACUGGACCGCAGAGAGUCCGAGAAGCCGUCAGAGUCUAAAAUGGGACUGUUGUGGGAACAGAAGACCCAGGAGGUUGCUCUUCUUCUCAGGUACACCUGGGUGGAAGUAGACAUGUGUUUUGACAUCAACUGUAGUAAAUACACAUCUCUGGAUUCAGCCCAGAUGGCAGCAACAAGUGAGAGUGAGGACCAAGCUCCUCCUAAUGCUCCAGUACUAACCAACAUAGAGAGUCUUGUAUCUGGUGACAUUUUUCCAGCACGUCUCCAUCCCUCCCCAUCCUGCAGCCCCAUGAGCUGGUUGCUGCUCAAACUCCUCACUCUACAACAGAUGAAGAAAGUUUUGUUAGGUAGCACCUUGCUCAGUGAAUCUAGCACUGCAGAGCGACUAAACAGAGCAGUGCAGUUCAUUUUAGCAAAGUCAGAGCUUGAUGUGGGUCUGGACGGAGAGCAGGUGUGGGACGGGCAGAUAGACAAUGUGAAUAACAGCUCAUACUUUGUAGCACAUUGGUAUCUUGUCGCAUCCAAUUUGCCUUUGAUUGCUCCCUACCUGAGCAGAAAUGACAUGGGCUGGAUAGGAACUGUUCUCGUCAGUUCACUCCUCAGCCGACAGACAGAUAAAGGGAAGGGCCAGCUGCCCAGCUGUCUGACUGUCUCCCUCAUAUCUUCACAGCUUUUCCAAAGUCCAGUUCUUGCUGAGUUGCCUUCACUUUUCUCUGCCACAGUUUGUUCCCUCACACAACGGAUUAAUGGUGUUCUUGUGGCAGCACAUGCACCCAAGGUUUGUUCCAUGCUCCUGAGGUUUCAGAAGGAAGGGCCUGAAGCUGGUCAGCCUCUACUCACACUGGAGGGAAAAGAGACCAUAGUUGAGGAUAUACUGGCAUCCUCCAAGACUGGAGAGGUGUUUGUGGUGCUAACUGACACACAGACCAAGGAGCUAGUGAAUUUACUCGAAAUCUUAAGAAACCUAAACCCCGAUGCGAUGAGUGCAGAGGAUCUCUCUUCCAUUUUCUUCCUCCUCUUCUUCAUGCUCACAUCCACCUCCAGUCAGUCAGACCGGGUGGUUGUGGAUCAUCCCGACUCAGGAGAUGAUGUUGUAUUCCUGGUGAAGCUGCUCAGGAUUCUGACUGGUCUCCUGGAGGGCCAAAACUUCCCAAGUGUUUUGAAGCUCAUUCACGGUGGCGCUCUGCUGCAGGCUGCUGUGUCUUCUCUCCUCUGGCAUAGCAACAGUGGAAGAUUUCAAGCCAUGCACAACCACAAUUGGUUGGAUUUAAUCAAAGCAGUGCAGGACUUCAUCAGGAAUUCACUCCAGCUGAUUAUAAUUAGGAACAGCAGUGUUCGACUCAACCUGAACCAGUUUGGCUCCUUUCUUGCCAAUAAGGAAAUAGAAAGCAGAUCUGGAAGUAAACCAGAUGCAGGAGUGUCCAUUUUGUCUGUUCACCUUGUGCUGGCAUCGUUGACUUCUUUCUCGCAGGCGAUGAUAUCUAAUCUGGGAAGGAGUAAACCUAUGAAUCAAACCUUGACCCAGAUGCUCACAAGAAUGACUGCUUCACUGGGACCAGCUGUUGAGUCUGUCCUAAAGUCCCAGACUCUCAAUGAGGCAGUCAUCCAGCCAGCCAUCUUUGGUCAAGAUUUUGUGGUAGAAGUUGUUACUGUCCUGCUGCACAGUGAACUGUCUUCACUGUCAGUGGAGGCUGAGACCACGCUCACCUUGAGCCACAUGACCCUCUAUCAGGGCGUCUGCCAGCAGAUCCUCCGAGAAAUAAGCUCUGCUGCGAGGCCUGUGGACUUCCUGGUGUCCUCUCUCCAUUUCCUUUCUGUUUUCUACAAAGCAGUGGAGAGGACAAGAGCGGAGAGAGAGACUGAGCCAGGAGGGGAGCUACAUGAGCUGUACAUGCAGAUACUGCAAAGUGUGCACAGACUGCUGACAGCUCCUUGGCUGUCUCCCAGUGAUGUUGGUGAGUUGGAGUCAGCUGUGCAGGAGCUGCUACGCCACCUGGUGGAGAAAAGUACUACUGGUCAGUUCAACUUGUUGCUGCUGAUGAUCAGAGAAGGACUGGACACAGUCAAGCUGAGGGCUGGAAACUACAGGGAGGUGGUGUCUGCAGUAACCAUCACCAAGCUGCUGUCCUGUUGUCAGUUACCCGAGCCCUGUUCUAAAGCUCUGUGGCUCAUUGCACCACAGAUUAUAUCUGCUAUGGUGUUUUUGGUAAGAUCGUGCCAUCAGGACGCCUCUCUGACCCUUCCCUUUACCGUCCCUGUAUUGGUGUCACUCACGUCACUGCUGCGCCAGGGGGAGGGUCUCCUCACCGACCCUCAUCAUGUGAUCUUGGUCCUUGGAGCGUUGCAGGCAGUGCCGCUCGACCACUUGACCCCACUCGUCUACCAAGCAACUUUCCUGGCUGUUCACGAGGUGCUGUUUGCCAUCAUCCAGUGUCAUCCUGAGGUGGUGCUGAAGGCAGCUCCAUCAUUUUUAAACAUCUUCUACCGUCUGGUGGCGUCCAUCAUGCAGGAGGGUCGGCAGAGAGGAGGCACUGACACAGGUGCAGACAGUGACGUGUAUCUGCAGUGCUCCAGACUGAUGGAGAGGAUGUACUCUCACAUUGCUGCUACAGCUGAGAGCUUCACCCGACUGUCAGCCUUCAUGGUGGCUCAGUACGUCACAGAGCUGCAGAAGGUUACACUGCGACCAGACAUUAAGCUGCAUCUAACUGAGGGGAUCUAUCAGAUUCUGGACCUGUGCGUGGAGCAGGAUAUCAAGUUUCUGAUGGAAAGGCUGCACUCAGGAGUCAGAGAAGUCUUCAACGAGCUGUACAGCAGCUACAUCCACUACCACAAAGCACAGAGGCAAGGAGAGGACAAGUACACUGUUUGAACGGACACACAACCCCCAGCUUGGGUUCCCACUUACCUUCAGAUCAAGCUGAAUUAGUUAAGUGUAUUGCAAAUCACUUGCUUCAAAAUGGCCCAAGGAGGGUUGUAACCAGACCCAGAGGCAUUAAGAACAAAUUGCACUGCCUGAUAUAGCUGUUUAUUAUUUAUUGUCUGCAAAAUGGUAGAGAAACUCAAAGCUACCUACAGGUGGAUUAUUUUGGUUACACCCUGUACCAUAAUCUUGCAGUACACAGAGGCAUUGUGUAUUGUGAGUUUAGUUUAUUCAUUUAUUUAACAGGUGCCGUGUGUCUUACAUUUCUGUCAGUAUGCCAAGAAGGCUAAUUUUCAGCUGUAGCCUCUGAUUGCAUAAAGAUAAAAUACAAAUUGCAGUAAAAUAUCAAACACAGUGUGGAACACCAAACCAAAAAAACAAAACAAAACAAAUGUACAGUAAUAGUGCAGGAGCACAUCUGUGAAGUUAAAGGGUUUCUCAUCAGAAUCACCUCACACUGCAGCCAUGACAAUUGUGUAAAGAUUCUAAGAAACUGUCAUCAUUUUAUUGAAUUGCUGAAGAGAAUAAGGAUAUACAGUAUUUGUGAAUUGUACAUUAUCUUUUUUAUAUCAUUUUUAUCAAAACAAUGAUGCAACUCAUAAAUUUCAGUAUAAUG